This is a messenger RNA of Actinia tenebrosa (Australian red waratah sea anemone), 1462 nucleotides long. RefSeq lists its product as uncharacterized. The record is from RefSeq and is a predicted model, not a curated record. Gene Ontology annotation, molecular function: oligosaccharide binding. NCBI's taxonomy places the organism in Eukaryota, Metazoa, Cnidaria, Anthozoa, Actiniaria, Actiniidae.
UAUCAUUCAAACGACGAUCCAUUUACAGUCCCUGUAUAUUAUCAAGUGGUACGUACCAAAAAACCUAAACGUUAUGGAACUUAUGACCUCUUUCCAAGAUCUAGAGAUCUUAAAAGUUACGUUGCUUAUCAUUGUGAUGAGAUUCCCCGUCAGUCUCCAGCAACACUGUGUGCCUCUAGUCCAAUCACAAACGAACAAAGCCCUAAUUGGCAAAGCGUACAAAUCCUUCACGACCAAAGACUACCCCACAUGUAUGAUGCAGUGUCAUGACGACGAGCAUUGUAUGAGCGUGAAUUUUCACUUGCUGACAAAAACAUGUGACCUGAACACUCAAACCAAAGAGUCACGACCAGAACUUUAUGAAGUGAGAAUAAAUAGUAUCUACUCGACAAAUAUGGCAUUCCGGACACCAGCACCAGAACCGCUUAAGGGAUCGAAAGAGCUUCCCGCCAAGUCGUGUUUAGAAAUACUGGCCAGAGGUGAUUCAGUUGGGACAGGCGUUUACUGGAUAGACCCUGCUAACACAGGAACCCCAAUGCAAGCUUACUGUGACAUGACAACAGAUGGAGGUGGUUGGACGAUAGUUAAGAGAAGUAUCUUACAAACGACAAAUCGACCUCCGCCAAUCGAAAACGUUGGGACAUAUGAGGUGAUAUCCUUAUACCACAGACAAGACAAGUGGAUUGCACCUACAGUCGGUGCAAUGUUGGAGAUUCUUCAAGUGAUGGGAUUCCACCAGAUUCAUUUCUAUUGUCACAAGAAAUCCGUGGGUCGAGUAGUGAGCAUCAUGACCAAGAACAACACCGCUGGACAAGCUGUAGUGAGUUACUUUACCGGCCCUGAUGUAGUCUCAGUUUUCCCUACCUCCUGUGACUCCUUCGAUAGACUGGGCGAGGACACGUCCUUUCUGAGUCAGAAUUGUGAAAGAUGGGGCACGAGUGUUCCCUCUGGCCAUGCCAGUACACCCCUGGUUAAACAAUGGGGUUACUGGGGAUUCAAUGGACCAGUACGCCUGGCCACGAUCCCCUUUCAAAUGGAUAAACCUCCUAAAUAUUUUUACGGAUAUCAUACCCCUCAGGUCAAUAAAUCAGAGAGCCAAUGUGACGAUAACAUUGAUGCACCUGCCCUUUACAACGUAAAUGACACUUGGAUGAUAUCUGUACGAUAAUCUCCAUUGUAUACACUUCACUGCAAAAUCGUUCUCGGGUUCAAAACAUAGGAUUUUUUCUUUCUUUCUGGGAAAUGACAUAUAUAAAGACAAAAGCAUAAAGAUGACUGGCGAUAGGUUCCGUUUGAAAUGAACUUCCACGGGUCAUAAAAACAUGUACCAUAAACGUACUUCCCAUGUACCAUUUCGGUCUCAGUUUUUGUGUUCUAUGUUUUGACCCAACCAUGAUUUUGCAAUAGACCAGUUUCGAAUUCCAAAUUACCGCUGUGUUCCUCGAUUACAGACUCAUUUGCA